Anarrhichthys ocellatus (wolf-eel) is the source of this 2961-nucleotide messenger RNA. It is a transcript of the gene hnf1a, whose product is annotated as HNF1 homeobox a. The transcript is spliced from 10 exons. Lineage: Eukaryota; Metazoa; Chordata; Actinopteri; Perciformes; Anarhichadidae. Gene Ontology annotation, biological process: liver development; pancreas development; regulation of transcription by RNA polymerase II. The record is from RefSeq and is a predicted model, not a curated record. The coding region runs from base 223 to 1947 and encodes 574 amino acids. Gene Ontology annotation, molecular function: DNA-binding transcription factor activity, RNA polymerase II-specific; RNA polymerase II cis-regulatory region sequence-specific DNA binding. Gene Ontology annotation, cellular component: nucleus.
UUGAAAGCAAAACAGCAGGUGGAGAGCUAAAACCAGGCAGCUCAGGACACAUUGGGAGGAAAUUCAACACAGGAAAAAUGAAAGUAUCUGUUCUUUUAAGCUGAAGAGGGACUUCAAAUAUAACAAGGCCCACCGCUCUGGCUGUCAUUUGAGUGUGCUAGUGCACAUGAGAGCAGUGUUUGUUUGCGAAGCGGAGGUGAGGUGAGGUAAGGCAUCAGAGUAAUGGAAGAGAGGUUAGACGAGAGGGCCGGAGCAGCCAAGGCGAAGCCGAAUCGUUUGACCGGCCUUCAGGAGCAGCUGAUCUGGGCCCUUCUGGAAUCUGGACUGUCCCGGGACAUCCUGGUCCAAGCCAUAGGGGAACUGGAGCGAGACAGGACGAGUGCUGGUGCCGAGAGAGGAGAGAGAGGGGAUGGAGAGAGCUCUGAGGAAGGAGAAAUGGAUUUCCCACCGCCUAUAUUCCGAGAGCUGGAGAAGCUUCUCCCCGAGGAGGCGGCCAAACUGAGGGCUGAAGUUGACCGGCUACUGCAGGCGGACCCCUGGCACGUUGCUAAAAUUGUGAAAAGCUACAUGCAGCAGCACAACCUCCCUCAGAGAGAGGUGGUGGAGUCCACAGGACUCAACCAGUCCCAUCUCUCCCAGCACCUCAACAAAGGCACGCCCAUGAAGAACCAGAAGAGAGCCUCUCUGUACACCUGGUACGUCAAGAAGCAAUGCGAGAUCAGCCAGCAAUUUACCAAUGCCAAACAUGGCCUUGGAUCUGCAGAAGAGCAAGGAGAAGAGACCAGGAAGGGACGGAGGAACAGGUUCAAAUGGGGUCCGGCAUCCCUGCAGAUCCUCUUCCACGCCUACGAACGACAGAAGAACCCCAGCAAAGAGGAGAGAGAGGGUUUAGUUGAGGAUUGUAACAGGGCAGAGUGUCAUCAGAGGGGGGUGUCUUCCUCCCAGCUUGCUGGCCUAGGCUCCAAUUUGGUUACCGAGGUCCGGGUGUACAACUGGUUCGCCAACCGUCGCAAAGAGGAGGCAUUCCGAAACAAACUGGCUCUCGACACACCUUUCAGCAGCCAAUCUGCUUCCUCUUCUCACCCCAACCUCCCACCAAGUCCUGAGCACGUGUUGCGAGGCCUGACUUCUUUUUUUCCAGGUGUCAAAUACAGCCAGCAAAUCCUGUGUGACACCGUGAGCUCAGCUAGAGGAAGCAUAGGGGACAGAGUGGGUCAUCUGGUGGUCAGCCCCAUCCAACUGGAGCCCAGCCACACACUCCUCGAGACACAUAACCACAAGCCGGUGUCCAGCGGUGGCCCACUGCCCCCAGUAAGCACUCUGACCUCGCUGCAUAGCCUGUCUGCCUCCCCUGCUUCCUCACAAAACCUUAUUAUGGCCUCACUGCCCAGCGUCAUGAGCCUGGGGGAGUCCUCACUUCUCAUUGGUUUAACCUCCAUGCAGCCUCAGACCGUGCCUGUAAUCAACAACAUCGGGGGAAGCUUCACAACUCUCCAGCCAAUCUCAUUCCAGCAGCAGCUUCACGGCUCUCCCCAUCAGCCUAUAUCACACCACCUCCAGAGUCACAUGGGGGCCAGUCCCUUUAUGGCAACCAUGGCGCCGCUGCCAUGUCACAUGUACAACAAGUUGGAUUCGCCGCAGUACCACACGUCCAGUCUGCUGUCUCAAGCCAUGGUCAUCACCGACAGCAGCAACCUGGGGACGCUGACCAGCCUCACCGCUGUCAGACAGAAUCUAACAGCAGAUCCCGAGGAAGAGACGGACCCACCUUUACAAGAAGACUCUCUUCACCUGCAGCCGCACACACCUGUGCCAGCUUCCUCCGAGAGCCUUGAGCUGUAUCCUGCCUCUCAGACGACAGAAAGUCAUCAGUCUCACCUUCUCUCCCCUUCACCAACAGACAUCAGCUCCUACAUCCCGACACAAAUGGUCUCUACUGCACAGUAGAAGUGCUCUGGCAACGUAGUGUGUCUCCUCUAUCGGCUGGACUUUGUGUUUUGGAUGGACAGCUACUUCUGGUGCAAAUUUCCAGAAAAACUUGUGGAGUCACGGGCCACAGAGAUGAUACAGCUUUCAUGUUUCAAAGACUCUCUGAAAUUCCGUACCACUGUAAUACGAAGGAUUGACAUUAGAGAAAAUUCACUUUUGAUACAAUAAUAAACUGAAAAAUCAACACCAAAAUGUAUUUUUAUUAAGAUGUUUGGUAACAUUCAGAAACUGUACAUUAAGUUGAAACUUGUAAACGGCAUGUUAACUGCAUUGUUUACGUCACUGCCUUGAAAUGGCUUAAAUGAGUAUCUUUCAUGACAAAGAAAAGUCUAUUUCAAGAAUAACCACGAGCAAUGGAAUCAAAAGAGGUUUCUGUUCGGAUACACUUUUGCUGUCAUCUGUUUGGACACACACGGCUUCCUUAAAUAUACUUAACAUUUUUUGGGGAAAUAUAUUUCAAGCUUGACGGACUGGAUAACAAACAAACAUCCCAAAACAGUGAAAGAUUGGUCAUUAGUUCAGUUCAAAGCUUCUUCCUCUGUGUGCAAUUUUCUUUGCUUCUUUUUCCGUUUCACUUUGACCUGUGUGUGUUCCUGCUCUGAGAUCCCAUGCUCACCAUUUCUUUGAGCAUUAUGAGGACCACCUGCAGAGUCCACCUGCUCACCCCCUUCUUGAUUCGCUUUCCUCUUUUUCUUUUUCUUCUUCUUCUUCUUCUUCUUCACAACAUGACUCUCCUCUCCCUCUGCCACUUUCCUCUUUAAUUUUUCUGCUGAGGGAGUGUAGAGUGCAGAGAGCGGUAACGAUUCGGAUAAGAGAUCUUUGACGGACACCGCUGCCUCCCUCAGCCUUGUUUCCAUCUCACUGUCGCUGUCACUGUGACCAACAGAGGAGCGUAUAAUGUUAAGGACUAUACAAACUAAUGAGGUUCUUUAAAAACUAAAUAAUACGAACCUUGAGCUGGGAAGAGGCCGA